AUGCUAGAGCAUCUACUGGGACUCGACAGUCAUCAGAAGGCGAUCAAAGAAAUAUGCUUUCUGUUUGGUGCAAAUCACCUCAAUCCAAAAGAAAUCUGGCGAUUUGAAAUAGGCGAUUGGAAUCUGGAUACUCCAACGAAAAAGGAGCCUCUCAGCAUCAUUUCAAAGUUGCCACAGAAAUCGGAGAAAUGGAAGAGGCCGAGAGGCAAACUUAUGCUAAUAAUUCGGACGAGUGAUCGAAUCGACGACGAUAAUUGGUGCGAGAUCAAUGGAUACGCUAGAGAUAAGAAAAGCUCCAAUAUCAUGAACGUUUCAGUUGUUUCAACUCACGAGACCUUCGACGAUCCCUCUAAACCGAGUGAGGAAGAAUUCUACUACAUUCUGGAGUGCACUGCCCGCAUAUUCUAUACUUGA
This is a messenger RNA of Oikopleura dioica, 414 nucleotides long. The record is from the annotation of a GenBank genome assembly. NCBI's taxonomy places the organism in Eukaryota, Metazoa, Chordata, Appendicularia, Copelata, Oikopleuridae.